Molecule: messenger RNA, 3577 nt
Organism: Aquila chrysaetos chrysaetos
Lineage: Eukaryota; Metazoa; Chordata; Aves; Accipitriformes; Accipitridae
Product: serine/threonine-protein kinase SBK1-like
Exons: 4
Coding region: 1278-2339 (353 amino acids)
Biological process (GO): peptidyl-serine phosphorylation; peptidyl-threonine phosphorylation
Molecular function (GO): protein serine/threonine kinase activity; ATP binding
Source: RefSeq, a predicted model, not a curated record
UGUCAUGGCAUGACUGGGUUGUGUUGUGGCAUGACCAAGCUGUGUCAUGGCAUGACCGGGCUGUGACAUGGCAUGGCUGGACUGUGUCAUGAUAUUGCUCAGCUGUGUCAUGGCAUGACCGGGCUGUGUUGUGGCAUUUCUGGGCUGUGCCAAGGAAUGACCGGACUGUGUUGUGGCAUUGCUGGCCUGUGUCACGGCAUGACCGAGCUGUGUCAUGACAUGGUUAGAGUUCUGUUGUGGCAUGACAUUGUGAUGGCAUUCCAUGGGGGACAGGCAGGCAGGAUGGGGUUGGACAUGGGGGGACAGACAGGGCAUUGCACAUGCGGACAGACAGACAUCAAGGAGCAUGGCUUGGUGAAGCAGAGCAGACUGGUCUGAUGGAGAGGCAGCACUUUGAGGAAGGACAGGAUGGAGCAUUGCAUGGAAGGAGAAACAAAGGUGGCACGGGACAGCUGUCAUAGAGAAAUAUGGGCAUGGACAGACAGACAGCAUGACGCAUGGCAUGGCAGGAUGGACAGAACAGGGUGCACGGGUGGAUGAACAGACGGCACAGGCAGGGACAGCCAAGACAAGUUAGGCAUGUGGGGACAGGUGGACCAAGCGCUGUGUGAGAUGGAUGGAUGGAUGGAAGGAUGGACAGAUAGACAGACAGUGUGGAGGACAGCUUGCAGGGACGGAUGGAUGAGACUGUGGUGCUGGGGACAGACCCCCUCUCUGGGUGGACAAGCCGCAUAGGGACAGACAGACAGUGCAGAGCAGCACCCUGAGGGACAGCCAAGAGGCCUGCACCCUGAUUCCCCAUCCUGCAUUGGGUGCACCGAGCCUGCCAGGCCCAGCACGGCUCAGCCCCCAUCCCUAGCUCCAUCCUGUCCAUCUGUCCCCCCAUGCAACGCUGUCUGUCCCCCAUCCCCACCCUGUCCAUCUAUCCCCCCAUGCAAUGCCCUGUCCCCUCAUAUCCAUCUCCAUUCUGUCUGUCCCCCCAUGCAAUGCCCUGUCUGUCCCCCAUUUCCAGCUCCAUGCUGUCCGUCUGUACCCCCAUGCAAUGCCCUGCCUGUCCUGCCUCCUGCCUAUCUUUGGCCCUCGGCACGCAUUGGGGCUGACACAUGUUCCCGGCGCGCGAGCGGCAGAGAUUAGCACGGGCCGGCGGCAUGGGAGCGGGCAGGAAAGUCUGAGUCACAGCUCCCAGUGCUGGGGGCGGCCGGGGGGGCUGAGGGCACCCAGCCGUGCCCCAGGAGCACCUGACCCUGCUGGGACACACGGCGGGGGACGCAGGGCCCAUGGAGGAGUCGGACGAGGACGGGGAGGACAAUGAGGAGUUCCUGGAGCGGCUGAUGGCGCAGACGGGCCGGGAGAUGCCGCAACGGGAGCUGGAGGAGCACUAUGCUGUGCUGGAGGAGCUGGGCAGCGGGACCUAUGGCCGCGUGGUGCUGACGGAGCCCCGGGAUGGUGGCUCACCGGUGGUCCUCAAGCUGAUGUUGAAGGAGAAGACGGAGCGGCGGGCGUUCCUGCGGGAGUAUUGCAUUGCCCUGUGCCUCUCCAGCCACACUGCCUGCCUGCGCGCCCUGCCCGUCGCCUUCGAGAGUGCCACGCACUUCGCUUUCGGGCAGGAGCUCGCUCCUGCUGGGGAUCUGUGUGCCCUCCUCAACCCGGGGGAGGGCCUGGCAGAGGAGCUGGUGAAGCGCUGCGCGUCUCAGCUGGCCGAGGCGCUGGACUUCAUGCACAGCCGGGCCCUGGUGCACCGGGACGUCAAGCUGGACAACGUGCUGCUCUUCGACCACGAGUGCCGGCGGGUGAAGCUGGGAGACUUCGGGCUCACCCGCGUGCAGGGCUCGGCAGUGGGUGCCAUGUCCGGCACCCUGCCCUACGCCCCACCAGAGCUCUGCCUGCUCCAGGGCUCCGACACACUGGAGCUGGACUCCAGCCUGGACGUCUGGGCCUUCGCCGUCCUGCUCUUCUGCCUCUGCACCGGCUGCUUCCCCUGGGCCGUGGCUGCCAGCUCUGACCCCCAGUUUGAGGACUUCAGCGCCUGGCAGGGUGGUGUGGUGGGGCGGGGGGUGCCAGCGUCCUGGCGAGGCUUCAGCUCCGGGGCACUGGAGAUGCUCCGGCGCCUGCUGACACUGGACCCCGACCGCCGAAGCCCAGCCAUCGAGGUGCAGAAAUACCUGUCCCUGCCCUGGGUGAUGGCUCCCAGCACCGGGGAGCCGGCACCAAGCAGCUCCCAGUCCCCCCUUACCAGUGGCACAGGGGAGAGCCCAGGGGACACGGGGCGACAGGAUGCUGCUGGUGGGGGAGACGGGGUUCCCAUGCCCCCCGCUAAUGCACUGGCCCCGUGCCGGUAGCCAGUACCUCCCCUCCAUCCCGGGGCUGGUAUCGCAGCGGGUGCUCCCCAGGGAUCUAGGCUCCCCGUCCGAUGCCCGAGGCUUGCAAGGCUAGAAAUGGGUCGCAAGAGUGGGAAGGAGAAGCAAUGUCUCAGGCAGAACCUGGAGACCCCAGCCCUGCAGCUGGAUGCCUGGCACCUUGCAAACCCAUGUCACUUGGCGGUGGUGACAACAGCCCACCCGAGCAACUGUUGCACGGCUCUGAGAUGCACAAGGGAAACCCAGAGCAGAAGCCCCUCACGGGACAACAGAAAGAAACAGGAGGAGAGCAAUUAAUUACAAAGAAAUCCCACUAAGACCAAUGCAAAACCUUGGCAGAGAUGGACAGUGAAACUGCUCAGCAGAGGAACCCAGAAACGCAUCUGACCUUGACCUCCUUCCUGCACCUUAGGGUUGAGGAGGUUGUCAAGGGCUGCUGUUAAUUAGGGAAGAUGCUAAACAGUCUCCUGGGGGGGUUCAGGAGCUUGGGAAACAAGUGUAAGACCUCAAGGCAUGCAGCUGAACUGGGGUGUGAUGGGGCUGGGAGGAGCUGCCAGGUGGAUCUCCAGGACUAGAGUUAAAACGGGACAAACCUGGGAUCAGGCUCUGUCUGGACAAAGCAAUGGGCAGGGUGAUUUGCACGGUUAAGGGCUGAAUGUGGGUCGGUUGAUAGUGCAAAAGGGUAAAGAGACACAGCGAGAGAGCAAAUUGGGAUGGCUCUGGGUGUUGCAGGAGGUAACAUACAUGAGAACUGGCUUCAAUGGCUGCAAAUAUUCUCCUUCUCCAGACUCCAGAGGGGAAUUUGUGGGUUUGGAGACUGGACAAACACCUGCCCCGGCUCAACCAGACAUCUGGUCUCUGCUGGCGUUCCCAAUGGGGGCUGCUGGCAGCUGGGAGGAGAGCAGCAGGGUUCCACAAGCUUUGGCACCUAACCUUGGUCCCCUACCACGUGUGGGUAGCCCUUUGAGUAGUCUGCACCUCUGUUUUGGGACAUGGGGCUUCUGGAGCCUCUGCCUGGGGCCCCUCCAUGCUCUGCCUGGGGAGUCUGUGCCCACCCCUCCCCGGGGACCCCCAACAGGCUGGGGGACACUGUGCUCUGCCAUCGGCAGAGGAAUCAUCUCCUGUACUACCAACCCUGAUGCAAAGUGGAAGGGGAGGGGGAAAACUAGCUGAGAUGCUGAAGCUUAAUAAAAUUCUCUGUUGUUUUGCCUUUUUUUAAA